AUGAAUUUAAAUUACUUUGGAGUCAAUAGAGGAUCAUCAAGUAAUAAUAACACUCCCACACUCGGAGGCGUCAAACUAAGUUCAAGUCAACAAUCCACUUCAAGCAUUAUUAGCAAUCAAAGCAGCCACAGCGCUACCAGCAGCUUUUCAUCAACAACAUUUGCAAGCAGUAUUAGUAGUUCAAGCACUGGUGGUCUUCCGAUGUAUCAUCAUCAACCAUCUACUCCUUCUGCCGAUGAUUUGGAACAAGAUAGAAAUGAAAUCCUCAACGCAGAGCCUCACAUUCUUUGUUCAUCGAGUAUUAAUAUCAGUCCAAAUCCUCAAGAAAAGAAAGCUGGAGGAUCAGGAUUGAAUGCACUGAGUGCUUCUCCUGACUCUAGAUUAAUUGCUGUUGGAGGUAGAAAAUUAUUUAGAAUUGUUAGAGCAUCGUUUCAAGAGGAUGAAAAGAAGUUCAAACUCGAUAUUCCAAUCACUAUAUAUUACUCUGGAAAGAAGAGUAUGGAUUUUGCUGUUGUUGAUCUGAAGUGGCAUCCAACUCUUCCCAAUGUGAUUGCAACGGCUCCUCCCAACGGAAAAGUGAUUUUGUGGAAUGUUAAUAGCAGCUCGAAAAGUGGCAAGAUUAUUACGAGAUUUAAUGGUCACGAAUGCACUGUCAAUUCCUUGUGCUGGCAGCCACAUCAAGAACAUAAUUUAUUGAGUGCCAGUGUUGACCACACUGUUCGAUUGUGGGACAAGAGGCAAGGGGGUGACUCUGUCCAAACCUUUAACUGCGGAAGUGUUGUGAGAAGCAUCAAAUUUAACCCUUUUUUCCCCAAUGUUUUUGCAGCAGCAACAGACGGUGGAGACUUCCAAGUCUGGGACAUUAGAAAACCAAACCUCUAUCAAAAGAAGGUACCAGCUCACAAUGGAUUGAUUCUUUCUUUGGAUUGGCAUCCAAAGAAGGGAAGUAUCAUUGCCACAGGCGGUAGAGAUAGAGUUCUUAAGGUUUGGGAUCUCAAUGAUACAAAGAAACCCUUGUCAACCGUUCAAACUAUUGCCAGCAUUGCUAAAAUUGCUUGGAGACCUGGUAAUUACAAUUCUCAUAUAGCAAGUUGUGCCAAGAACGAAGUUGGCUCAACAUGCAACAUUAAUUUGUGGGAUAUUAGCUCUCGAUACGUUCCUCUAUUAACAUUUACAGGACAACGAGCUGAUGUUACAGAUAUUGCAUGGAUGAAUAAUUACCCUAACUUAAUGAUGAGCUGUUCCAAAGAUAAUACUUUCAUGAUUCAUAGCGUCUACGAAGCAGAAUAUGAAAAAUCUAGCCUUCCUACUACCUCCCUUUCUUGGAACAUUAAUAAUGAGCUCGUUAGUUACAAUGAUGAGAUUGAUAGAGAACAGCACCAACGAUAUCAAACUAUCCUUCAGACAGUUGCUAAAAAUCCUCCUUCAGUAAUCAAACAAAUUAACAGAGAGACAGAAGUAUUUACAUUCAAAGAAGCCCAUUUGAACAAAACAAUUAAUAUCAUCAAGAGUGUAGAUCAAGAAUCUGAUUUAUUUGCCGAGUCUGAUGUGUCAAAAAUCAAGUAUUUGGCUGAAAAUUAUGUUCUUUUUGGAGAUGACACUUUCCAACAAAAGUGUGAUACCAAUGCCCUAGUAGCAUCAAAUAUCAAUAAUUACAAGCUUGAAAAGUUAUGGAAAUUAGUCAAAGAGCUUCAUACUCCAUCCACGAAAAAAGAAGACAAGAUGGAGCAUGAUGACACAUUGUUAAAUCAUGUGAACAAGCAUCAUUCACACAUGGAUGAUCACACGCAAAACAACAGCAUUUUUGAAGAUGGGGAUCAUCAAAACUCGAUUUUCCGCUAUGGUGUCGACCACGAAGGAGAUGAGUCCGAAGAGAAAUAUAGUACCAAUUCUAAUUCUCUUGAUACAUACCCUUCGAAUGGAAUGCUGUAUUCUCCACUAAAACAAGCAAGUGAAUUUCAUGGUGAUGUACUCAACCUUGCAACCCCACCCACCCAAGGAUCUCUCCGUAAAAAAGCCAAGUACAGAGAACUCGUGUCACAAGACUUUGGUCCUCCACCAAAAUUGAAGCUGUUUACAGGAAACGAAAAGAAAAUACAGUCCAAUAUUCAAUCGUUUGAUGACAUGGAACGACCCAACUCGUUACAUCAUGAAGAAGACACAGAAUUAAUGGACAUUUUAAACGAAAAAGAUGACCUUGAAAAAUUAUAUGAAUCAAGCAUCCAGGAAACUAUUGAAUAUUACGCAGAAAUGGGUGAUAUUCAAACAUGUGUUGCUCUAAUUGAAGUUCUUGACAAGAAACAUGAAAUGAGUGGAGAACGAGAAGCUCAAUGGUAUUUGAGUUAUAUUGAGCUGUUGAAUCGACACAAGCUUUUUACAUGCUCCAAUGAGCUGAUUAAUGGAUGUUCUAACUAUGAUGUGCACAAUCUCAACAAACAAUCAACCUCUAUAAGAACAAGCUGUGCUAAAUGUGAUAGCGUUUUACAAAACACAGACACCAUGUGUAAGAAAUGCAAUAGCAAAACCAACAUUUGUGCCAUUUGUCAUUUACCUGUGGAUGGACUAUUCUUUUGGUGUCAACGAUGUGGUAGUGGUGGUCAUCUGAAUCACAUGAAGCAAUGGUUUGACAAGUAUAAGCAUUGUCCCGUUUGUUUAACUCAUGUCAGCAAACUUCAAACUCUCACAUAA
Messenger RNA from Naegleria lovaniensis, 2688 nucleotides. RefSeq lists its product as uncharacterized. The transcript has a single exon. The record is from RefSeq and is a predicted model, not a curated record. Lineage: Eukaryota; Heterolobosea; Eutetramitea; Acrasida; Naegleriidae. The coding region runs from base 1 to 2688 and encodes 895 amino acids. Gene Ontology annotation, biological process: positive regulation of TOR signaling. Gene Ontology annotation, molecular function: protein binding.